This is a messenger RNA of Capsicum annuum, 1819 nucleotides long. Its product is annotated as cytochrome P450 76A2. The coding region runs from base 140 to 1669 and encodes 509 amino acids. Lineage: Eukaryota; Viridiplantae; Streptophyta; Magnoliopsida; Solanales; Solanaceae. The record is from RefSeq and is a predicted model, not a curated record. The transcript is spliced from 2 exons. Gene Ontology annotation, molecular function: oxidoreductase activity, acting on paired donors, with incorporation or reduction of molecular oxygen; monooxygenase activity; heme binding.
ACUACUUACUCCAUUAAUUAAAGAGUGGCGUCUGCAUAUAAGAGAAAACAAUCAAAGUUAGUUAGCAAUGACUACACUUUGAAAGGUAAAAAAAACACGAUACUGAAUUGAAUUCUGUGAAAAAAAUUGAAUUUAAUUCAUGGAAUGGUCUUGGGGAUUUGUCUUUUGGUCUUUUACCGCUAUGUUGUUGUCAUUCUUGUUCCUCCAAUUCAACCGGCAAAGAUCGUCAAACAAUCUUUACCAGAAGCUGCCACCAGGGCCACGAGGGUGGCCCGUGUUUGGUAGCAUGUUUGAACUUGGCAACGAGCCACACAAGACACUAAUGUGUCUAAAACAAAAAUAUGGUCCAGUAGUUUGGCUAAAACUUGGUUCUAUUAACACUAUGGCGAUUCUCUCCGCGGAAGCCGCUGCAGAGUUAUUCAAGAACCAUGAUGUGGCUUUCGCGGAGAGAUCAGUAACCGAGGUGAUGAAAUCACACGGUUAUAAUAAAGGUUCCCUAGCUUUAGCUCCUUAUGGUACAUACUGGCGGAUCAUGAAACGAAUCAUGACUGUUCAAAUGUUAGUCAAUAAACGGAUCAAUGGAACUGUGGAGAUUCGGCGAAAAUGUAUCGAUGAUUUAAUCGAAUGGAUAGAAAACAGAGAAAUGAACUCCUCUGAUGGAAUUCACGUGGCGAAAUUCGUGUUCCUUGCUUCGUUUAACAUGCUAGGGAAACUACUGUUAUCGCGCGAAUUAGUUGACCCCAAAUCCGAUAAGGGGUCUGAAUUUUUCACGGCAAUGAUGGGAUUAAUGGAAUGUUCUGGAAAACAGAACGUUGUUGAUGUGUUUCCAUGGUUGAGAUGGCUUGAUCCUCAAGGUUUGAGGAGGAAGAUGGACCGCGGGCUAGGGAAGACGAUUGAAAUUGUUUCGGGGUUUUUGAAGGAGAGGUUUGAAGAAAGUGAAAGGACUGGAGAGAAGAAGAAGGAUUUCUUGGAAGUUUUGCUGGAAUAUGAAGGCAAGGGGAAGGAUGAACCAGAGAAAAUAUCAGAUCAAGAACUCAUCUUGAUUAUUCUGGAAAUAUUCUUUGCUGGUUCAGAGACAACCAGCAGUAGCAUAGAAUGGGCGGUGACUGAGCUGUUAUGCAACCCAGAAGCAAUGUACAAGGUUAAAUCCGAGUUGUCCGAUGUUGUUGGAGAUACUAAGAAAUUCAAUGAAGCUAACAUCGAUAGUCUCAAAUAUUUGCAAGCUGUUAUUAAAGAGACCUUAAGAUUGCACCCUCCAAUUCCAUUUUUAGUCCCAAGAAAGGCAAUUCAAGAAACUGAAUUUAUGGGGUAUCAUAUCCCCAAAGAUACACAAAUUUUCGUGAACGCUUGGGCAAUUGGAAGAGAUCCUAAAUGUUGGAAAGACCCUUUGGAUUUCAAGCCAGAAAGGUUCUUGGAAUCGAAUAUUGAAUACAGGGGUCAGAAUUUCGAGUUUAUUCCAUUUGGUGCUGGAAGAAGGAUUUGUGCUGGAAUUCCACUGGCUCAUCGGGUGUUGCAUCUGGUACUCGGAUCGUUGUUACAUGAAUUUGAUUGGGAGAUUGAUAUUUCUGUUCUAGACGAGGCUUUGGAUACACAGGACAGAAUGGGAGUGACUGUUAGAAAAUUAAAGCCAUUGAAAGCAAUUCCAAAGAAAAAAAACAAAACUCGAUGAUUUUAGAUUUCAGUUUUAAAAUAAAGUAACGAGUAAGAAAGGGCUUAGGUAAUACUACCCAUAUUUAUUACGUAACUAGUAAUCAUAAAUUAUCUUACCAAAAUUUGCAAACUAUUUUUUUAUAAUUUUUAUUUAUAUUUUAGAUUUCUA